This is a messenger RNA of Pimephales promelas (fathead minnow), 2053 nucleotides long. RefSeq names its product DEAD-box helicase 59 (gene ddx59). Gene Ontology annotation, cellular component: cytosol. NCBI's taxonomy places the organism in Eukaryota, Metazoa, Chordata, Actinopteri, Cypriniformes, Leuciscidae. The record is from RefSeq and is a predicted model, not a curated record. Gene Ontology annotation, molecular function: nucleic acid binding; RNA helicase activity; ATP binding.
CAUACCUACGCGACUUUUUAGAAGGUUCCCUUCCGUCCCACAGAUCUCGGGUUCUCUGAAAUAAAGCGUUUCCAGAAUAUGAAUAUAACAAUCUUUUUUCUUUUGUUUUAGUUAGUAUCUGUGUGGUGAAUGUGAGCAGAAAAUGUUUAUGCCGAGUUCGCUAAAGCUCAAGAGAGCCCCCGAGUCCCAUCAGCAGAACCCCAAGAGAAGCAAAACGACACUUGAAGACACUGUUUCUACAUCUCCAUCUGACCUAGACACAGUUUCUACAUCUACAUCUGACCUCUGUCCUCCAGACGAGACUGUGAAUAUUGAACCAGAGGAGGAAUCCGACCAGAUAGAGUCUGAUGAAGAGGAGGAACCAGUGAAGUCCUUCAAGAAGAACCAGAGAUGGCCAGAGCCAGGAGAACCUGUGUGCGUCAUGUGCGGUCGAUAUGGAGAAUACAUCUGCGAUAAAACUGACAAUGAUGUCUGUAGCCUGGAGUGUAAAGCCCGUCACCUGGCUCAAAUGUGCUUGGGUUUUGGCGAGAAGGUCUUUUCUAAAGACCCACAGGAGGGUUCAAAGACCUCUAAUGCGUCAAACACUGACGCUGAGAGUUACUCUUACAAAGAGGACGUUUUCAUAUCUGAACUGACUGAGGAGCAGGUUAAGAGAGUUAAAACAGAGCUGGCAAUAGUGACAGCUGGCAGUGAGGUCUGUAGACCCAUUAUUGAGUUCGAACACUGUAACUUUCCCACAGCACUCAGACUCAACCUGAAGAAGGCUGGUUAUGAGGCACCCACUCCCAUCCAGAUGCAGAUGGUCCCUGUGGGUUUAACCGGCAGAGAUGUGAUCGCCACUGCAGACACAGGCUCUGGGAAGACAGUUGCCUUCCUUCUUCCAGUGGUAAUGCAUGCACUCCAGAGCCAAACUGCUUCUCCGUCUCGUCCCACGUGUCUCAUCCUGACCCCGACGAGAGAGCUGGCCAUCCAGAUAGAGCAGCAGACCAAAGAGCUGGUGAUGGGUCUGCCCAACAUGAGGACUGCCCUGCUGGUGGGGGGGAUGCCUUUACCUCCUCAGCUGCAUCGACUCAAGCAGAAGAUCAAGAUUGCAAUAGCCACUCCAGGACGCAUCAUUGAGAUUGUGAAACAGAAGGCUAUAUGGCUGGAUGAUGUCAGGGCUGUUGUGGUUGAUGAGGCAGAUACCAUGCUGAAGAUGGGAUUCCAGCAGCAGGUUCUGGAAAUUUUGGAGCACGUCCCUGAAGAGCAUCAGACGUUGUUGACGUCAGCCACCAUUCCCACAGGAACGGAACAGCUAGCGGCUCGUCUUACCCGCGACCCUGUGAGCAUAACCAUUGGACAGAAGAACCAACCCUGCGCCAACGUCCGGCAGAUAGUCCUCUGGGUGGAGGAGCCGUCAAAGAAAAAGAAGCUUUUUGAGAUUUUAAAUGACACAAAGCUCUACCAGCCGCCAGUAGUUGUGUUUGUAGACUGCAAACUUGGGGCCGAUCUGCUGUGUGAAGCUGUGCAAAAGGUCAUGGGAUUAAACGUAGUCGCCAUCCACUCGGACAAGACUCAGUGGGAACGCAACAAAAUAGUAAAGGGUCUACUUGAGGGCCAGUUUGAAGUGGUGGUCAGCACUGGGAUUCUUGGAAGAGGACUUGACUUGGUCAAUGUUAAGCUGGUAGUGAACUUUGACAUGCCAGCUAACAUGGAUGAAUAUGUUCAUCAGAUUGGUCGAGCUGGUAGACUGGGGCACAGAGGCACCGCCAUCACCUUCAUGAAUAACAACAGCAAACGGCUCUUUCUGGACAUUGUGAACCGAGUGAAGCCCACCGGCUCCUUACUGCCGCCACAACUCCUCAACUCCCCCCAUCUGUUCGAACAGCAGAGGAAAGCCAAACAGAGGAGUCACCGUGGAGAGGACGACGUCAUCGGAACCAAAAGCAACCUCAUCGACAUCAUCAGGAAGCACGACAAAAGAUCUGCCAGGAAAUAACUAGCAAAUGGAUUUAUUAUUAAAAGGUUUUAUUGUUGUAAUUUGUGUUUUCAAUAAAUGCCACAAGAAGUGAAA